Molecule: messenger RNA, 1687 nt
Organism: Bactrocera latifrons
Lineage: Eukaryota; Metazoa; Arthropoda; Insecta; Diptera; Tephritidae
Gene: TwdlE
Product: proline-rich extensin-like protein EPR1
Exons: 3
Coding region: 144-737 (197 amino acids)
Source: RefSeq, a predicted model, not a curated record
GCGCCGUACAGUCAAUUUGGUCUCUUUUCGACUUUGUGUACUUGUUGUAAUUGGUUUUAAACUUCCGCAGUAGCGAAAAGCCGCACAUCCUUUGAAAUUACACCGUAAAAAACUAAUAACUGUUUUCGAAAAACUCAAACAAAAUGAAGCGUUUUUGUGCGGUUUUACUUGUUUUGAUUGCUGCUGGCUUGGCCACGGCACGUCCAGAACCACCACGUGACAGCUACAGCGCCCCACCACCCAGCAGUUAUCAACCAUCGGCGCCCAGCGGCGGCUAUGGGCCACCACCGGUAUAUGGACCACCACAACAACCACCUGUGGUACAUAAGCAUGUCUACGUACAUGUGCCACCACCAGAGCCAGAAUAUCAGGCACCAAGAAAACCCAUUGUCUUCCCACCACCACAGAAGCAUUACAAAAUCGUUUUCAUUAAGGCGCCAUCACCACCAGCACCAACCGCACCAGUGAUUCCAGUUAUACCACAAAACGAAGAGAAGACACUGGUCUAUGUGUUGGUCAAGAAACCCGAAGAACAACCCGAAAUCGUCAUUCCCACACCGGCACCUACACAGCCCAGCAAACCCGAAGUUUACUUCAUUCGCUACAAGACACAAAAGGAAGAGACCGGUCCAUACCCGAACAGCAUUGCGCCACCACCAUCGGGCGAUUAUGGUGCACCAGCAGCGCCAUCGGCACCCUCAGCGCCCAGCUCAUCAUAUGGUGCACCAUCGCACUAAAUUUUGUGAGCGCAGCAAAGGAAAAAAGGAAAAAAUGAUGGUUAGGAAAGAAAAGAUCCAAAGCAUAAUUUGCUCUUACUAGAAAAGAAGCAAUGAUGAAGCAGCGAGGAGGUGUAGUUAAUAAGAAAAACACUUUUUAGAGGGGAAAAGAUAAAGUUUAAACGGAUGUCAGGAGAAACGUAUGUUCGAGGAAUGUAAAAUGUUGCAGAUUAUCCAUUGAGUAGCGUGUGGCAGUGUUGUUGUAUGUGUAGAAGAAACGAAGAAUCCAUGAAAACCCGUUUUCACAUAAUUUGUAGUCUACUUUUGCGCGCCUAAACUACCAUAAAGUUAAGUUUGUUGUUUUUUAUGUGGAGAUUUGCUCUAUUAUUUUACUUGUACUUUGACUAACAUACGCUACGAUUUUAAUAUUUACUCGUUUUUAUUAUUAACUAUUACAAUAAUUUCUAACUAAGCAAAUGAAAAGCGAAAAAAACUUUUUUUUUAACGUGUGACAACCAAUAACGCCUCGAAGGUCCAGUUUUUCUGGUCCGUAAUCAAUCCUUUUGUUUUUAUUUACGAAUAUAAACGAUUUUUAAGUUUUUUGCGAAAAUAUUUGUGAAAGCACAAAAGCUCUAACGAAAGCUCAAAAGCACUUUUGGAAUUUGCCAGCAAAUAUUUGUAAAAUAGUUAUUUUUGUUGUUUUCCAUAAGCGUCGCGUUGAUAAUGAGCGUGCUUGCGCUCUUUACAAGCUGCCCUACUCCUCCGUCUCUCUCUCUCUCUCACUCUCUCUCUCUCUCUCUUUAGCGGCUCCUUGCUUGUGCGCUCAUUUGUCAACGCUAUCGACUGUUUGUUUCAUAAAUUAUUUUUGUUUUACUAUUUAGUUUGUACGGAUGCGUUAUUCAUAAACAAAAAAAAUAUUACAAAAAAUAUAUUUUUAUUCUCUUUGUUCUCUUAGUUUUUAAUAUGUACAC